AUGCAAUUGUGCUGUGAAUCCAUAAAUGGCUCCUGCAUAAGGAGCAGCUGGUCAAACAGCAUCCGUAUUUCCAUGUACAUCUUCAUGGUUUGUAUUAUUCUGGCCACAGUGGUUGGGAAUCUGACAGUUAUCAUCUCAAUAUCACAUUUCAAGCAGCUCCACACGCCUACAAAUUUCCUGAUACUUUCAAUGGCUACGGUAGACUUCCUGCUGGGAUUCUUCGUCAUGCCUUGCAGCAUGGUGCGCUCUGUUGAGCACUGCUGGUAUUUUGGGGAGUUCUUCUGCAAGAUCCACUCAAGCACGGACAUUAUGCUGAGCACAGCUUCUAUCUUCCAUCUUUCCUUCAUAUCCAUCGACCGUUACUAUGCUGUGUGUGACCCUUUAAGAUACAAAUCAAAGAUAAAUACUUCUGUCAUCGUGGUCAUGGUGUGUACAAGCUGGAUGGUCCCUGCUGCUUUUGCUUUUGGGAUGAUCUUUCUGGACCUAAAUUUGAGAGGGGCAGAAAAGAUUUAUAAUCAUGUCCACUGUGCAGGAGGAUGCUUUCUCCUUUUUAGCGAAACUUCAGGUAUUGUGGCCUCCAUAGUGUCUUUUUACAUCCCUGGAUUUGUUAUGCUGUGCAUCUAUAGGAAAAUAUACUCUGUAGCCAAGAAGCAGGCAAGAUCCAUCAAUACAAUUAGCAGAAAAAAAAUGCAAUUUGAAAUGAAGCACCACAUUUCAUUCUGCAGAGAAAGGAAAGCUGCUAAGACUUUAGGCAUCAUAAUGGGAGUGUUUCUCAUCUGCUGGACUCCAUUCUUCUUCUUUACAGCUACCAAUCCAUUUAUGAAUUAUGUGAUUCCUCCUGUUCUCAUUGAUGCUUUGGUUUGGUUUGGCUAUUUAAAUUCUACACUUAACCCAGUUGUUUAUGCAUUUUUUUACUUGUGGUUUCGCAGGGCAUUGAAGAUUAUUCUGUUAGGAAAAGUUUUUCAACAGGACUCUUCCAGGACUCAUUUGUUCUCAGACUAA
Zonotrichia albicollis (white-throated sparrow) is the source of this 1002-nucleotide messenger RNA. NCBI's taxonomy places the organism in Eukaryota, Metazoa, Chordata, Aves, Passeriformes, Passerellidae. The record is from RefSeq and is a predicted model, not a curated record.